UGAAAGGAGUCCCUGUUGUAAUUCGCCCUCCCGACCACCGGCAGCGCUGUGUAGGGUUGACCGUGAUUGGGUCAGGAGGCUGAACUCUGACCAUACAGGAAGUUCCGGGUCAGGCGGCCAUCUUGGCCCAAGGUGGGACCAUGCGGCCGUCAGGUCCCAUCAUUGCAAUCAGCUGUGCUGUUCUCAUCGAUUGGCUGACGUGAGGCAGCGUGCUGAUUGCAGGGGUGGGACUUGGCAGUAUUUAAGCAGUAUGGUUUUGCCAUUCGGCCCCCUGUCCUGAACUGAAAACACGUGCUGUGCUUUGUUGUUGUUUUGUUUUAUCAAACUGCUGUAAUUCGCAGAAGCUUGAAACUUAAGGGACUUUGGUGGAUUGCCGCAGUGGAAGAAACCCAGGACAAGCCAGUAAUCCGUGGAAGGGGGCCAGGAGGCGGUGAGAGGAAACCCACUGCAGGAGCACAGAGAAACCCAGUGCUUCCUUUAUUGUUGUGUGUAACGGGACGUUUUUGUUUAUUCUUUUUAUUUGAAACCUGAGUUUACCAUCGCUGGUAUUCCAGGUGGUUUUCUUGUUUAUUUUCUGGAAUACUGGACUGUUCUAUUUUUGUUUGUUAAAAUAAAAUCCUGCCUGUACCAUUGAAGGUACAGGGCUCCAAGGACUAAACGACACUUCCGGCUCCUGUGUGCUGUCAUUUCUGGUCCUUCCCUAAAGCUCCACCCACUACCCUCCCACAAGGUGGUGUCAGAAGUGGGAUGAGCAUGGACCGGCACACCCUGCAAGCCGUCUUGGAGGAUCAGGAGAGACACCGUGACGGUGUAGAGCGGCGUCGGGAAGAACGGGAUGCUCAGAGGGAUGCUGAGCGUUCAGCCCAUCUGACCGCGAUGACUGACAAGAUGGCGGCCAUGUGUCUGGCCAUUCAGAACCUGGUAGUGGCCCAGGCCCAGGCCCAAGCCCAGGUCCCGGCCGCAGCAGCUGGACCAGCGCAGCCGACGCCCAAAAUCCGGCUGCAAAAGAUGACCUCAGAAGAUGACCCGGAGGCCUUCCUGACCACGUUUGAGCGGGUGGCUACAGUGUCAGGGUGGCCAGCCAGAUGUUGGGCGGCACAACUCGCCCCUUGUCUGACUGGUGAGGCGCAGGCAGCAUACCGGGCCCUGAGCAAUGUGGCAGCGGAGGAUUAUCCCCAGGUGAAGGCAGCUAUCCUCCAACGCCUCAAUAUCACUCCGGAAACGCAUUGCCGGCGUUUCCGGACCUACAAGCGUCCAGAGGGAACCCGGCCCCGCAUUGCGGCCCAGCAACUCUGGGACCAUCUGACCCGCUGGCUGCGUCCCACUGAACGGACCACCCAACAAAUCAUGGAGUCUGUGGGGGUCGACCAGUUCCUGGAGGUGUUGGAACCGGAGACUCGAGCCUGGGUCGCUCGCCACAGUCCCGAGACGAUGGACAAGGCCGUCGAACUGGCGGAGGCUUUCGAGGAUUCACUGCUUCGGGUGGACCCCAGUCCAGCCCCAGCAGUCCCAGUGAAGCAUCGCCCUUUACCAGCGCACCCAAGGACUGCAGCGAGGCCUUCAGUUUUCCCCGUCCCUUUGAGCGCCUCGACUCCAAAGUGGAGACCGAGGUUAGCUCCCAGCUGGGCCAGAGAGAAUCCCUGGACCCCCCCCCCCAGUGGUGGACCAAGGGACAAGCAGCCGUCUCCCACAGCGUUGCCUUCCCCUACCUGCUUCCGGUGCCAUGAGGUGGGACACAUCGCGAGAUUCUGUCCUGCCGCAAUGGAGUGUGACGUGGCCUUGCGAUGUCCGGACGCAGAGGGUGAAGCUUGAAACUUAAGGGACUUUGGUGGAUUGCCGCAGUGGAAGAAACCCAGGACAAGCCAGUAAUCCGUGGAAGGGGGCCAGGAGGCGGUGAGAGGAAACCCACUGCAGGAGCACAGAGAAACCCAGUGCUUCCUUUAUUGUUGUGUGUAACGGGACGUUUUUGUUUAUUCUUUUUAUUUGAAACCUGAGUUUACCAUCGCUGGUAUUCCAGGUGGUUUUCUUGUUUAUUUUCUGGAAUACUGGACUGUUCUAUUUUUGUUUGUUAAAAUAAAAUCCUGCCUGUACCAUUGAAGGUACAGGGCUCCAAGGACUAAACGACACUUCCGGCUCCUGUGUGCUGUCAUUUCUGGUCCUUCCCUAAAGCUCCACCCACUACCCUCCCACACACAUGCAUUCAACAAUUCAAUAAAAUACAAAUACUCUUUUAUAUACUGGACCAGUAGAUCAGUGUCCAGCGAUCUCAAGUCCCUAGCAAAACAUAUUCCAGAAUAAUGAAUUCACAGACCUCUUUAUAUGUAUAUCUGUAUUCCAUACUGUAUCUCUUCUAGCAAUGUAAAGUAUUGUAAACUGUGGCCAAGGACCCCCUGUAUAGAAGGUGGAGUGAGAAGCAGUGCUCUGUGUUACACGUAUGUGCAAAAUAUAAACCUUCCAUACAGCAUGACCUUUAAGUGACCUCCCUUUGGUGUCUCUCUGUCUGGAAGCAUAGUAAAGUAAAGGCAAGCAUUAGAAAUGCCAGAGAGGUAUGGUAAAGCCUAUUAUAAAACAUGGCAAACAAUGGUAUAACCAUGGGAAAUGGAAAAACGGCAAAAUGACUAUAUACAGUUACAGAGGUAACAUUUUAUAUUGGUGUCCUAAUCGUGGCUUUUUAAAAGUACCACAUAACAAAAGCUAUGAUUUUGAAUUACUGUAUUUAAUGCUAAUGCUGCGCAUAUGUGUAUCUCCAUAGCAGCUGUUGCUGUAGGGAGGCCAUACAGAAUCUGUGACUACUUCUGGUGGCUUUGUCUGAUGCUUUGUAUUUGUGUUCAAUCUUCAGUUAAAAGAUGUUCUGGUGUGUCUUUUAAAAUCCAUGCCCUUGCCUCUCACUGACUUUUGUACUGACCGUUGUCAUACCCAUUGUUAUAUGUGUCAAUUUUAACUUCUCAGUCAUCAUGAGUAAAAUGUGAGCUGAAAAUGUUCUUGUUAGGAUCACGCCCUGCAACACUUUCUGUUAUAAAUGUUAGCACUGUCUGCAUGGGAAAGGGCACGGAUCCAAGCAGGGCUCAAACAUGUGCCACAUGCAGCCAGCGAUGCUGCGCACAAAUGAACCAUGUUGUUGUUGUCUGUAGUGUGAGGAGAAACCUUUAACUUGCAAAACAUUUAAUUUGCAAACAAUGAUAACAAUAAAGGAAAUGGGUCUGCGCCACACAAACAGCGCUCGUGAAGGCGUUGCCCAGCCCAGGCUGUUUGAAGAGGCAGGAGUCUCCAUGAGGAUGCCGGGACUUCAGGAAGUAGGUUAGUUUAGGGGAGCUUGAUCCCAGUGUACAGAGAGGGUUUUUGUAGUGUUGUAGGUUCCUGGAGCGGGACGUUUCUUAGUGAGGCUAGUGCUCGCCUUGUGUGGCAAACUUUUAUUUUUACCUUUGUUUUGUUUUGUUUUGUUUAUUAAAUGUGAGACUAGGGCUACCAUUAUUGGUACCCUAGUGUCAGCACUUGUGUUAAUUAAAUCUGCGUGCCUUGGAAGUGGAAAACCACAGAACGAUAGAGAAUCAGCAAAUGGUAUCACUAGUCAUGAAUGAUUUCUUUCAUGUAUUCAUUGUAAUGAUGAUCUUCAUGUAUCUAUAUGGCUUUACAUUGUGGAAGCGCGAGGGGAGUUGGAUGCACAGUUAGUAGAGUGGGCUGGGCAGAGGCCUGUUCCCUCCGUAUUUCCGAGACACACAACUUAACCACUGUACAAACGGAACAGAUUGAGUGAAUCAGGGGUCUGCAUUAUCUGUUACAAAAGGUAGUAACAAAACAGCAGUUUCUGGAGUUUGUUGUGUAAAUGUUAAGGGUAUGGAAUGGGUUACCUUGGCAUAUUGUUGAUGCUGAAUCAUUGCGAACUUUCAAGACCCAACUUGACACUAUUUUGAGAUGAUUCAGCUAAUUAUGUAGGAACCGGACAAGUGUUUACAGGCCAAAUGGCCUCAUCUUGUUUGUAAAUUGUCUUGUGUUGCUUUGUUCU
Acipenser ruthenus (sterlet) is the source of this 4003-nucleotide messenger RNA. Its product is annotated as zinc finger protein 444-like. Bases 748 to 1812 code for a protein of 354 amino acids. Lineage: Eukaryota; Metazoa; Chordata; Actinopteri; Acipenseriformes; Acipenseridae. The record is from RefSeq and is a predicted model, not a curated record. The transcript is spliced from 2 exons. Gene Ontology annotation, molecular function: zinc ion binding; nucleic acid binding.